Molecule: messenger RNA, 2775 nt
Organism: Malassezia restricta
Lineage: Eukaryota; Fungi; Basidiomycota; Malasseziomycetes; Malasseziales; Malasseziaceae
Product: transportin-1
Exons: 1
Coding region: 1-2775 (924 amino acids)
Biological process (GO): protein import into nucleus
Cellular component (GO): nucleus; cytoplasm
Molecular function (GO): nuclear import signal receptor activity
Source: RefSeq, a predicted model, not a curated record
AUGACGACGGCUGCUGCGUCGUGGAGUCCGCAGCCGGAAGGGCUUGCCGAGCUUGUCGAGCUGUUCCGGCAGUCGACAAGCACAGAGCGUGAAGUGCAGCGCCGUAUUGCCCAUCGUCUCGAUGCCAUUAGCCAGAUCCCGGACUACCUCAACUACCUUGUGCUGGUGUUUGUGCAGAUGACCGGCGAGGAGGUGUCGACGCGCUCGGUAGCUGGCUUGCUCGCGAAGAAUCAUCUCUACUUCAAUGCCCCGCGCGUGUCGCCUGAAUCGCUCGCAUUUGUCCAGCACAUGAUUCUGCCGGCGCUGUCGUUCUCAGAUACCGUGCUACGGAAUGUGGCCACGCAGAUCAUUGCCGUGCUCAUGCAAGUCGUCAAGCCGGUGAACUGGAUCGAUGGUCUGUCGACGCUCACGCAGGCGAUGGACUCGAGUGACCUCAACGAGGCCGAGGCGGCGCUCAGCACCUUUGCGAAAAUCAGCGAAGAUAUGCCUGAGGAGCUCGAUGCCUGCGAGAUUCAGGGCAUGCGUCCGCUGGAUGUAUUGAUUCCGAAGCUCUUGCACGCUACGGCGCAUGCAGACGCCCGCAUACGUGUGCAUGCGCUGAAUAGCCUGAACCAGUUCAUCCAGAUCGGCUCACCGUCCAUGAGUGCGAACAUGGACGCGUACGUGGCUGUGCUCUUUCAGCGAGCGACGGAUGAGCGGCCGAUCGUGCGCAAGUUUGUGUGCAAGGCGCUCGUGUACGUGCUGAGCACAUGGCCCGAAAAGCUCGCGCCGGAUAUGAACAGUGUCGUGGAGUAUAUGCUGUAUUCGACGCAGGACAGUGAUGAGGAUGUGGCACUGGAAGCGGCCGAGUUCUGGCUCCAAUUUGCCGAGGAGCCGCGUCUGUCGGAGCAGCUGCGGCCGAACCUGCCGCGGAUCAUUCCCGUGCUGCUCAAGUGCAUGGUGUACAGCGAGCUGUCUCUGCUGAUGAUGGGCGAUAUCCAGGACGAUGCAGCGGAGCCCGAUCGACCCGAAGACAUCCGUCCGCGACACUAUGGCGGCACGAUGCACCGCAGUGAGCGCGACGACGAAGCACAGGGCUCAGGGCACAAGUCGCGCGCGGCGAUUGAUGCCGACUUUGACGACGACGACGAAUGGGACGACGACGAGCUGGACGACGACUUGGAUGACGAAGCUGGCAGCUGGAAUUUGCGCAAGUGCUGCGCGGCUGCGCUGGAUGUGCUGGCGACGCAGUUCCGCCACGAGAUUCUGCCUGAUCUGUUGCCCCUCCUCAAGGACCGCCUGUUUAGUGACGAUUGGAUCCAGCGGGAAGCGGGUAUUUUGGCGCUGGGAGCGAUUGCCGAGGGCUGUAUCGAGGAUAUGACGCCGCAUCUGCCGACGCUGAUUCCGCUCCUGGUCAACAUGCUGCGGGAUCCCCAGCCGCUCGUGCGCUCCAUCACUUGCUGGACACUCGGCCGCUAUUCUUCGUGGUGCGCCGGUGAGGCAGCUGAGCACCAGCAGCAGUACUUUGUGCCGGUGCUCGAAGGGCUGCUGGCGAUGGUGCUGGACAACAACAAGCGUGUACAGGAGGCAGGCUGCAGUGCCUUUGCGACGCUGGAAGAGGAGGUCGGGCCGGCCCUGGCGCCUUUUCUCGCGCCUGUGCUGCGUGCAUUGGUCAUGGCCUUUGACAAGUAUCACCAAAAGAACAUGCUCAUCCUGUACGAUGCGGUCGGCACGCUCGCUGACAGUGUGGGCCCUGCCCUCAAUGAGCCCGAGUACAUCCACAUGCUGAUGAUGCCCCUCACGGCCAAGUGGGCCGCGCUCGACGACGCCGAUCCGGACUUGAUCCCGUUGCUCGAAUGCAUGGCGUCGGUGACGAUUGCCAUGGGCGCGGGAUUCCAGCCGCAUGCCGUGCCUGUGUACCAGCGGUGUGUUUCUAUCAUUCACCAGAAUCUGCGCGCGCAUGAACAAGCGGCGGUGCAUGGACUGACCGACGACGACGACGAGAUGCCGGACCAUACGUUUUUGAUUGUCGCGCUCGAUUUGCUCAGUGGGCUGUGUCAGGGCCUGGGUGCACAGAGCCAGGAGCUCGUCGCGCACGUCCAGCCCCUGAUCCUGCCGCAGCUGCUGCCGUGCCUCACCCACAUUGAGCCGCCUGUCCGGCAGUCCGCUUUUGCGCUGUUGGGUGACUUGGCGAUCAAUGCGUUCUCUGAGCUCAAGCCGUACCUCGCUGCGUACAUGCCCGUCGUUCUCUCGCACAUCAGUGUCGAGCAGAUGCACGAUGCGCUGUCUGUGUGCAACAAUGCGACGUGGGCCGCCGGCGAGAUUGCGCUGCAAUGCCCCAACGAUACCGACUUUCCCGUGUGGGUGCCUGAGCUGCUGUCCAAGCUCAUGGCCGUGUUGAUGCAUCCCAAGUGUGCGAAGAGUCUGUCGGAAAAUGCCGCCGUCACGAUUGGUCGGCUGGGCCUCGUGGCCACGCCGCUCGUGGCGCCUCAGCUGCCCGUGUUCAUGGAGCCGUGGUGCCAGGCUCUGUGGGAUAUUAAGGACAACGACGAAAAGGAAUCGGCUUUCCUGGGCCUGUGCAUGAUGAUCCAUGCGAAUCCGAACGGUGCGACGGCCGGCUUUGCCUACUUUUGCAAUGCCGUCGUGCGCUGGACAGCACCGAGCGAGCGUCUCAACAACGAGUUUCGCAAGAUCCUGUAUGGCUUCCGAGACAUGAGCGGGGACAGAUGGGAUGCACACAAGGCGCAGUUCCCGCCCGUGAUCUGCCAGCGUCUCGAAGAGCGGUACGGGCUCUAA